This is a messenger RNA of Chondrus crispus (carragheen), 2603 nucleotides long. RefSeq lists its product as hypothetical. Gene Ontology annotation, biological process: lipid metabolic process. Lineage: Eukaryota; Rhodophyta; Florideophyceae; Gigartinales; Gigartinaceae. Gene Ontology annotation, molecular function: triacylglycerol lipase activity. The coding region runs from base 1 to 2253 and encodes 750 amino acids. The transcript is spliced from 2 exons. The record is from RefSeq and is a predicted model, not a curated record.
AUGUUUUGGCUCGUGUAUGUCUUUCUGGCUCUCGUUGCCCGCAUCACCGGCUUUGGGAGACGUAUUAAGAGGCGGAGACUCGCAUUUCAUGUACGCAGGAGUUGGCUUGCACAGCUGGAGGAUGCAGAGUGUUACUCGGCUUGGUAUGCCGCCGCGGAGGCUUUGGACCACGUUGAAGCCAAUUCUAGGUGGAAGGCCGGCGAUAUUAGGGCUGCCGGCGUUAUGAAUGGUCUUUGCGCUCGAUGUGCAGAUACGUGGAACUCGCCAGCCCUGCAGAGGAAGAGAGCAAAGCAUGGCAGCGAUGUCACUGAUAGAAUCGAGUCCGUCGUUAAUUUGGAUAUGCUCACGGCUAAACUUAAUGAGUUGGCCGUUUUGUACAAGCAGGGGGACAUCAGGGGCUUGGCCUUUUCGCUCAGGGCCAGUUUGAUACGCAAUUUGGGGGGGAUGUGUCACCCGGAGCUGCAUGAGUAUUCAAGAGUCGGCACGAAUCAGAUCGUCGAGGAUUACGUUAAUGUCACGUCCUAUUUGCUCGCGUAUAUUGCCCAGUCGCAAAGCCAGCAGACCGGGCUGUACUCGAGGAGGGAGAGCCCGGUGCUUUCCACCUCUGCCCCGAUUUCGGGGGUCGGAGCUAUGAAUGAGCUCCAGCUGGAUCCGAGGGAUCAACGCUGGAAUGAGAGGAGUAACAGUUUGUCAAAGAGAAUCAUGAUUGCUCCUGACACAUCCACAGUGCACGAGAGCGACGCCCCCCCCUUGUUGAGCGUGCACGACAAGCUUACCUUUUUUAAUGAAGCAAGGCAUGCAUAUGGCCGCACCGCACUCAUGCUUUCAGGUGGCGCCGCCAUGGGGCUUAGUCACAUGGGCGUGGUCAAGGCUUUGUUAAACCAAGGCUUGCUGCCGAGGGUUGUUUGUGGCACGUCAGCAGGCGCUCUCGUUGCCUCUAUGGUCGGCAUUUUCGACGACGACGAGCUCGCGAGCAUCUUUUCGACAGAGUCUUUGAUUAAUCCCAUUACAAAGGUGCCGCUGUCUUUUCGGUUCUUUGACGAUCAUACUACGGUCCUGCGAAGGAUACGCCGGUUUUUGCGCAAAGGGUAUAUUCAGGACGUGCGAAUGUUGCAAGACUGCCUCCGGCGAAACUUUGGCGAUUUGACCUUUGAGGAAGCGUACAUGAAGACUCGGAGAAUACUUAAUAUUACGGUGUGCCCCCUGCGCAGCUCUUCCGACCCGCCAUUAUUGCUCAACUAUUUGACCGCGCCUCACGUCCUGAUAUGGUCAGCUGCCUCCGCGUCCUGCGCAUUGCCAUUGGUGUUCGCCCCGGUGGAGUUGGUGACAAAGAGCGCGAACGGACGCUUGGUUCCGUACCAUCCAGAUGGCGUGCGUUGGAUCGAUGGGUCGAUUUCGUCGGACGUGCCCCUUUCGCGAAUUGGCGAGUUGUUCAACGUCAACCACUUUAUUGUCUCACAGACAAACCCGCAUGUUAUUCCGCGUAGCAUGCCCAUUCUAAAUACCCGGUUUGCGAUGCUGGUGAAAUCCGAAUUUCAGUUUCGAUAUUGGCAGUUGCUGCAAAUGGGAAUGGUUCCUAAGCUCCUCACCGCAAUAUUCCCGCAUUUCAUGCAACCGUAUGCGGGAGACGUGACCAUCAUGCCGGAUGUUCGCUUAUCCGACUUGACAAAGCUUUUACGCAAUCCGACGUCAGAAUCCGUGCACGGUUCAAUUCGCAGAGGUGAGAUUCAAACUUUUCCGUUUUUGGAUCGCAUUCGCUUGCACUGCUUGAUCGAACAAACAUUAGACCGGUCGGUUGAAAGCGUGGCUACGGCCGCAAAGGGUGAUGAGACGCCCCUCUCGUCGUCAUCCCCCCGGCGGGGUUCAGCGCUUUUCGGAAGGGUCCCAUCGUGGCUCUGGCUAGACACUCGCUCGAUCCUGAGCAGCAGCGCAAUGAAAGCGGUGGCAAGUCGGUUCACGAAACGCGGCGAGCGGGGCGACGAAGAGGAGAUUGUGGAAUUGGACGACGACUACGAGGAAGGGGCUUCUGAGGCGAGCUCGGACGAUGUGAUGGUUGCGAAGCGGCGGCGUGGGAAUAGAGUGCGGAAGCUGUGUGGUCCAGACAGCGCGGACGUGACACUGGACGGCAUUUUAAUGGAAUUGUCGAGAGAAACGCUUAGCGGCGAGCCAUUGCCGGAUCCAGUCGAGUAUCACUUUCCGGGGCUUGCGGAUGAUAGCGAGGGCUCAGCAGAGGAUGAGCGACCAAUGUGCUGACUGACGGCUCUCCGUGGGCAUUGAAUCGGUACAAAACAAGUUGUACAUAAGAACAUAAUAUAUUCUCGCUAGGUAUGCUAGGUGGUAGAGAUGCAAGAAUAGAAACACGUUUUCGCUUUUAUUGGGAUUAGGUUUGCAAGCAAGGCUUCCGUGGCUUUGAGCACUGGAAGAGUGGCAGCCGUGGUGAUCGUCAAGUUCAGCGAACCGCCAUGUUUUUGCUUUGGACCACAUGGAGAGUUAAAUCUGAAAGGUCACAUGGUUUGCUGUGCAAAGCCUGCGCUUCGUCGAAUUGGUGCUCGAGGCCUGACAAUAAAUGCGGGUUUUGUCAGAAUGCUCGCUUUCCCACUUUA